AUGAGCCUGCCAUGCCCGUACCGGCACGUUUCAUAUGCGACAUGGCGUCUGGACGUCAUUCGAACCGUGUGCCAGUCCUUCGAUGAGCCCCGUUCCCGACCAUCGGUCCUCCUCCGAGAAAAUCAAAGACCUUACUUCCGGAAUGCCAGUACUUCUAGAUCCGCGACAAAGAAGUCACACGAUGGAUCAGCGCCAGUACCUCCCUCUGUUACGGGAUCAGACAAGAAAGAUACUCGACCAGAUGGCCCUUUCAGUCCGUACAGCGAGUCUGGCCGUCGAGCCAUCAAGGACUUGCUGUCGGACCUGAAGAAAGCGAGCAAGAAGAUUCGGUUGGGGGACGACAAUGGAGAAUCCUACCGGUUUGGUUCGCACAAGUCAUUGGCUCUUGAUACGUCCGGAGGUGCAACCACGCAGCAGGAGAGCCCGUCCCAGAGUCUGCCGCCCGACUUGCCAUUGCGCAAGUAUCAUUCCACGCAAGGAGAGUCUCUUGAUGCGUCCAGUGUCGAGGGACAGCAGGCAAUCCAAGACUUGCUCACAGAGCUUCAGGGAGGAGGCGGGGAUCGCCACCGUAGGGGUGGAAAGGCCGCCAGUUCACGCCGUCCUGAAAGAGAAACACCUCCCGCCCUACAGUCACCUAUCAUCGCUCGGGUUGCCAGGGCGAGGAGACAACGGGAGGAAAGGAAAGAGCACCCGUCCUAUCGACGCAUAAAAGGAUUGAAGAAUAACCCUUGGGCGGAAAUUCUUGCAAGCCCCCUCCGAGCAUGUCAAGGUAGUGGCGCACGACAGCCCUCCGACCUGUUACUGGACUUUGGAUACGUCAAGAAUCAAAGGGACGGCAAGAUAUACCUGAUGCCAGCAGACCUUGCGGAUGUGGAUGCUUUGGAAGCAGAACUGACCGCAGAGCUGGCGACGUUAGAGUGUCGACCGCGAACACUCGACGGCGGAAGUGAGGUCAAGGCAGACAUGAUAUCAACGGUUAACGCAGAUGGUUCGGCAGGCAGUUCCAAUGAAGCAUCUCAAAAGACUGCCGACUAUACAGCAACAACUCGAAGAUAUAUCCCCGUCCAGAGCCGGCUGUUGACCAAUAUUACUUUCCUUCGCCUGGUGACCGACAAGGUAACCCAGCGUAGCAAGAAAACACCCCAAGUUCCGGCGCCGACUACAUUCGAGACGAGGCCUGGCGAGGUGAGCAAAUUAAUCCACUUCGAAACCCGGGAGUCCAUCUCAACUGCACACCAUUACCUACAAAACACAUAUCGAUUUGACUCGGCGGUCGGCGGCCAAGAUACCUUCGCAACGGGCUCUAGUUCACCUGCAGCCGGGCAAGCGAUAGCGCGGUUCAGCUUGGCCAAAUUGCAAUGGCAGCCUGACAUACCUCUUCGGAUUGCGGAGAUCAUUCGAAAACGCAUUCUCACUGCAUUGAAGUUGCUGGCAGAUUCCGCGUCUGCUGCCCGGUCCCAGCCCUUACCCGCGAGACCAUCAGGUGCCAUUGCGCUGCCUACCCCUCGGGAUGGGAUGUUCUCUGGUGAAGAGCUUCGGCGAUUGAUGAGGGCAACAUCGUCUACAACCUCACCUACUGGCCUCAAGAUCCGCGCGGUGGCCAGUGAACCAAAAGAGGGCCCGUCCCCACACAGUGGCUCUUCCACCUCUUCAGACGUUGACGUUUCCGUGCCUCUUCAAACUCAUGCGCCUGUUACGAUCCAAGACGCAGAGUAUCACGCGCUCGGUCACUCAGAGUGGCUACCAGGAAGCAUCUUCCUAGGCAUCGGAAACGAUGAUGUUGCAAACCCCGACUCUUCAGACUCUGUAUCGUCGUCCCUUCCCCCGUUACCGUCAAACAACCCUCUCAUACCUCCCAUGAUCGCCGUCUCGGAUACAUAUCGGUUCCCGGUCUUCUCCCUCAGACAUCUAUUCACCAAUGCCACUGCGCCUAACGCUUCUGAUCUGGAAGAACUCAACAACCUGAUCAGACAAGAAUCGAUCUUCCAACAUCCCCAUCAGACGUCACGCGGUGAAGGUGAUGCAGGAGGCCACCUUGUCCUGAUACGGCCCGUACCUGGCCCGGCGAAGGCCGUCAUUGAAGAAGUCUGGCGUCUCUGGCGAUACUUGGGUGGCAGGAACAUGGAUUGGUCCUUCACCUCUGGGACCGAAAGAGAGUCAGGUGCAGAGAACAGAGUCAAUUAUAUGGACAACGAGGAUACAGAGCACGACGAAGAGAGACGGCCUAAGCCCAACUAUUAA
This is a messenger RNA of Fonsecaea erecta, 2241 nucleotides long. RefSeq lists its product as hypothetical. The coding region runs from base 1 to 2241 and encodes 746 amino acids. NCBI's taxonomy places the organism in Eukaryota, Fungi, Ascomycota, Eurotiomycetes, Chaetothyriales, Herpotrichiellaceae. The record is from RefSeq and is a predicted model, not a curated record. The transcript has a single exon.